GAAGUGCUGUAGCCUACGUUUGUAUUAUGAGAGGGGAGGAAAAAAAAAAGAGAAAGUUGCACAUAAUAAUAUUCAACCCGCCCUUCUGCCGCUGCUGCUGACCGUCAGAGCAGCUGGAGCCGCAGCGCUCACCCACACCGAGGCGCGUAUCGGGCAGAAGAGAUGUGUGAGGAGCGCAUGGAGCGACACUUAUUGCGGGUUUUGUGUUGGGAAAAGUGGCGAGGAAUAAUACUUCACUGAGUCAACGAGACAUAGGUCAGGGAUGGUGGAAUAGGACGGUCAUGUGGUGUAGGAGAAAAAAGAGGCACAGACAUCGGAAUGCCACAGGCUGUCUCACUGCUGCCCUUUCUUCUGGUGCUCAUGGGAUAUGCUUUUGCUGGGCUCAGCAUCUGGCCCUCCUUCCACGUUGCCCUUAGCAACGGCAGCGUGUUUGUGGACUUCAGUGCAAAAUCCAGCAACGGCAGCAUCCGCAACAUGAGCCUGUCUCUGGUCAACACGGAGACCAACACCACCCUUCUGACCAGGACUCUCCCCAACAACCAACCGACCGGCAGGGUGGAGUUUGAUUGUUCCUGCUUCCUAUACGCGGGAACUUUCCGGUUCCUGCUGAGGCAGACCAGCAUCACCAUUGUUUCUCGCGCUAAUGGAACCGACAGCGUAGAGAGCACUACCUGGUGGUGGAGUUCAGAACUACAGGUGCAGUGGCCCACCUUUCACAUUGCUGUGGACAGAGCUGGAAACCACUCAGGAUCUUUUCAGGUUGGGAUAUCCACCAAUGAACACUUUCAGUCUUGCUCCAGCGGCAUUGACUCGGCGCUCUUCCUGGAAGUCAGCUACAUGGAGUACAACCAGAUAGGGCGAAACAGUAUCGACAAGGUCAGAGCCAGGACUCGACACCCGAUCAAACCUCUCCGUUCCCAGAGCGUCGCACUGCCCUGUGCCUUCCCAUUCACUGAGAAAGACUUCAUAAGAGUGGCUCUACGGUCCCCUCACACAUCGCAGGAGGUGAAGAGCUCCGGACCUCUUUACCUGUCCCGUAUAUUCUCCUAUAAACUGCUGGUGGAAAAUGCCAACGCUUACAAGAGUGGCUGUGAAGGGACUAUGACUGUUAAAAUGAUAACCCCACCGUGUGCAAGCAUCAAUGGGAAAAUACUGCUGUAUAACGAGGCGGGCGUUGGAAGAGGUGUUGCUGUUUCCUCUGCAGUGAUUGGAUCAGAGGAGCCUUCUUCUCCUCCACUGGCUUAUAACUGGCUGACUCAGGGAGAGAACGAGACAGAAUUCAACUGCUCCCUGUUUUAUCCAGGAAGAAAUAAGUACUGCUUUCGCUUUGUUUUCAACUUCAGUCGCUCCCCUAGUCCAGCGCAGACUUGUCUGGUGGUUUACAGGAGUGCAGAGUCAUGGGGGCCCUGGCAGCCGUGGAGCGUGUGCAGCGUGAGCUGUGGAGAAGGGGUGAGGGAACGAGUGCGCGAGUGUGUACUGCCCUCUGGUGUGCGAGGGUUGCAGUGCACCGGCAUGGUGAAGGAACAGUCCCUCUGCUCGCUGGAGAACUGUGUCGUGUCACCCUCUCCUUCUCCAUCCCUCCCGCCUGUCGCUGUUGGAGCUACACCCCUGGGUGGUAACAUGGUCGUGGUGGUCGGUAUCUCCCUUUGCUUGGCCGUGAUUAUGGCCACUGUUGUGGUGACCGUGUGGAGAAAGUUUUGCCAGACCCCUCAGUGCAGCUCUGUCCGCAGAGGCUCCAUGCAUUCUCCUGGGGGUCGCAAGCUCUCAGAUGAGGCCUCCAUCUGUGGCCACAGCCUCCAAAGACCCAGUCUGUGUGACGGUCAUGGCCCAUCUGGGGGUGUGGGUGUCGCACAGAAAGACAGGCCUUCCCUGGGAAGUCAUCCUGUCUCACAGACUCUGGUGAUGCCACUCUCACAAGACCCAGAAAGGCUGUCUCCAACUGGUCAGAAGGUGUUGCCAUCUAUAUUUGGGUACCGGUUGGCUCAGCAGCAGUUGAAAGAGAUGAAGAAGAAGGGAUUAAAAGAGGCCACACAGCUGUAUCACGUCUCCUCAAGUCCUGUCCAUGACACCAUGGUUGAGACAUCUGCCUCGCCCACCAGCUCGCCUAUUAAUACGCCGGGUGGAUUUUCUCAUUCUCCCCUCCCUUUGGGCCUGCACGAUGAUGCUAACCACAACCAUUUUUGUAUUGCAACUCCCAUUUCUGAGCUGCCACCACUCAAUUCUAGACUCACGCCGGACAGACUGAGUCCCAGAGUGGAUCUAAUCUUGGGUCCACCUGUCUCUACUCAUGCGAGUGGGGGCAGUUCAAAAUGGCGCGACCGCACCGCUGACUGGGUGGAAAUGGUAGAGAGGAGCGGGUUAGCAGGUGCCAGGGAAGGAGGAGGAGAUGCAGCAAGCGGAAACACCUUUCACAAGAAUCCGUAUUUUAGGCGGACGUCCAGUUUUAAUGACACCAAAUUCCAGCCACCGUCGUCUGCACAGUGCAGACAGUUCAGAGAAAGGAGCAUGACUCAGGUGGGAUCUCGCACUCUUCCUGAAGGAAGCUGCUGGAACAAAGGAGGAUGGGAGAGACAACCAUAUCGCUCUUACCCCAUUCCAGAACAUGGAGCCUCAGAGUGGACCAAAUCCAGACCUCAGAGGAAUGACCAGAGGAAGCCCUGGAUGGAAACGACGCUUUCUACUCACAAUAAUGAAGUAAAACACAUAGGAACCAACACAAACAGCAUGACAGCAUCUGAGAAACAUACCAAAACAGACUUCAAUGGCACUGGGGAAAGACAAAAGAGUGGAGAGCCGAUCUCAGGGAUUGGGGGUCCGGCUGUGGGGCCUUCCGGUUCUCAUGGAGUGAAUCAGCUGAGUAUAGAGCGGGCAGAGCAGAACUGGAACCGCCGCGGCCCAUCGCCUAUCCAGAGAAACAUGCUUGCCAGGAAAUUAAAGGAGGCUCAGUCCUGCUCUGGGGUCAAGGGCCGCCAGCGCAGCUCCACCUUCAGUGUAUCAUCUUCAGAGCAGAGAAAGAGUCGCUGCCGCUCUCUGCCGAUGUCUGGAGACUACAGCAGCAGCGGUGGCUCGUCCUACAGGCUGAGUGAGGCAGAGCAGAGGAUGCUGGACCUGGAUCUGUCCUCAGUGUGUGUGCAGGAGGAGGAGUAGAUCAGAUCAGGUUUGUAGCUUUACACCUGAGGGAACCUUAGAUUUAUUGUUUACCUCAGCCUCUAAACUAAAUCCUCCUCGUACAUCUGUGUACCCACAUAUCAGUAAGGAUUGUAUUGUAUUGUUACACAUUUAUCUAUAAAAUGGAGAGAAAAAUGUUGAUAUUGUAGUUGUAUUUUUCAGACAAGUUCGUUUGGUUGCAUUUUUUAUUAUUUGUGUUUUUAUAUUGCAGUUAUCAUUGUAAAUCUGUGUAUAGUUCAUGUAAAAAAAAAUCUCUUUUCAAAACACUUUGCCAUAAUAAGUCACAUGUAACAUGGCCUUGUACCUGCAUCUACAUGCACUGGUAAGCACAAGCCCACAAACAGAAGACAGUUUUAUUUUCUUAUUCUGUGCUACCAAAUGUGAUGUUUUUUUUGUUUUUGUUUUUUUUUAUAUUGCUGUCAAGUCCCACUGUUCAGUACUGCUCUGUGGUGACAACCGCUCAAUCUAUGAUGUGGUUUAGGGACAUUUUUGAAUGUGUGAUCUGAGCAGUACCACAUAUUUUCCUGGAAUUUGCACAAGUUAGAGCAACAGUGUUCGGUUGUAACUAGAGUCAAAUAUGAACACCAGUGAGGCAUUGUAGCUGUUAUGCUGUUUGUUUUAAUGCUGAAAUAAUAUACAUUUUGUAGACAGAAAUGCUCACGGAAAAUGAAAAAAUACUGUUUGAUUAAAAAAUGAAGAAAAGGGAGAAAAUAAAAUGUAAAGAACUGAAACAU
Stegastes partitus (bicolor damselfish) is the source of this 3902-nucleotide messenger RNA. It is a transcript of the gene thsd1, whose product is annotated as thrombospondin, type I, domain containing 1. Gene Ontology annotation, cellular component: cell periphery. Lineage: Eukaryota; Metazoa; Chordata; Actinopteri; Pomacentridae. The coding region runs from base 319 to 3147 and encodes 942 amino acids. The transcript is spliced from 8 exons. The record is from RefSeq and is a predicted model, not a curated record.